Messenger RNA from Olea europaea var. sylvestris, 1784 nucleotides. RefSeq names its product pectin acetylesterase 12-like. Gene Ontology annotation, biological process: cell wall organization. Gene Ontology annotation, molecular function: pectin acetylesterase activity. The record is from RefSeq and is a predicted model, not a curated record. The transcript is spliced from 11 exons. Gene Ontology annotation, cellular component: plant-type cell wall. Bases 197 to 1465 code for a protein of 422 amino acids. NCBI's taxonomy places the organism in Eukaryota, Viridiplantae, Streptophyta, Magnoliopsida, Lamiales, Oleaceae.
AAAUGCCCGGCAAAACACACUACUGUUCACCAGGUCACCUCCUAAAAGGUGAAAUCACCUCAAAUCUUCAAAUAAAAAGUAGAAUAACUCAAAUCCUACUUCAAAGAAAUCUCUACUCCCAAGCAUAAUCAGAUUUACAAAAUCUACGUCCCUUACCAUAUAUUUAUUCGGUUGCGGAGCUUGAAACUGGGAGGCCAUGGGGAAGUUUAUGGGAUUUUGGAGUGUAAUUUUUGUUGGGUUUUUCCUAAGCAAAUGGGUUGUUAAAAGCUUUGAAUUCGAUGAGUUUUUCGAUAAUAGAACAGAAGUGUCAUUCGUGGAAUCCAUGUCCUUGUUGGAGUCCGUGUAUGGAGUUUCAGCUGCAGCAGCCCCUCCUAAUGCUCUCAUGGUUGGUCUUACACUUGUUCAAGGAGCUGCUGCUAAAGGCGCUGUAUGUUUGGAUGGAACUUUACCUGGCUACCACUUCCAUCGCGGGUUCGGGACUGGAUCAAGCAGCUGGCUCAUUCAGUUGGAGGGUGGAGGGUGGUGUAACAGUAUUAGAUCCUGUGUUUACCGGAAAAAGACACGCCGUGGGUCGUCGACAUAUUUUGAGAAGAUAAUUCCAUUUACAGGGAUACUUAGCAACAAGGCUCAAGAAAAUCCAGGUCAAUUUGCAAAGAAACUUCUGAAAAUUCUACUCUGUCAUGCUGAGAUUUCAACGCCUAGUGACAGUUUUAUUAAUCAAGAAACUUCAUCUUGUGACACUUGUGGUUCAUGUGUUGUAUUCCCUUUGAUACGUGCCUUGUUUCAGGCCUUGCUCUCUGGAUGCUCUGCUGGUGGUCUAGCUUCUAUCUUACACUGUGAUAAGUUUCGGAAUCUAUUUCCAGGAAGAACCAAAGUGAAGUGCUUGAGUGAUGCUGGAUUAUUUAUGGACGUCAUUGAUGUAUCUGGUGGACACACGAUUAGAAAUUUCUUUGCCGGUGUAGUAAGCUUACAGGGUGUCCAGAGGAAUCUGCCAAGCACUUGUACCAAUCAUCUGGAUCCAACUUCGUGCUUCUUCCCUCAGAAUUUAAUUGCCAACGUCAGAACCCCUCUGUUCAUUCUCAAUGCUGCUUAUGAUUCAUGGCAGGUCCAAGAAAGCUUGGCUCCUUCGGUAGCUGAUCCUCGUGGUAAUUGGCACGACUGUAAAAUGAACAAUGCACGAUGUUCAUCAUCCCAAAUCCAAUUUCUGCAAGGUUUUAGGGCUCAUAUGAUGAAUGCAGUAAAAGGCUUUGCCAAAUCUAGACAAAAUGGGUUAUUCCUAAAUUCAUGCUUUGCUCACUGCCAGUCCGAGAGGCAGGAUACCUGGUUUGCGGAUGAUUCUCCAGUAAUUGGGAACAAGGCUGUUGCAAUAGCUGUCGGAGAUUGGUACUUUGACAGAGCAAGUAUCAAGGCCAUUGACUGCGCAUAUCCAUGUGACAAAACUUGUCACAAUCUGGUUUUCAGAUGAACCGGGUUUUAGUUUUGGCCUUCUAUUCUUAGCUAAUUAAUUUAAUCAUCAUGAUGAGCAAUCUUCAUCUUCAAUUUAUUUAUAAUUUAAGUAAAUACAUUGAUGAAAAUAAGUCUACAAUUGCUUUAAAAUUUUCGAGUCUUUGAUGUACUCCAUAUGUACGCACUCUGUAAGAUAGAAAAAAAAAAAGGAAAGUCAGGAAUCAAGAUUUACAACCUAGUGCCGAGCGUUCAAUUAUUUUGAUAUGUUCUUUUUACUGUUGAGCUGUACUAAAUUUUUGAUAAAGAACCAUCGGAAUCUGAGGAUCGACAUUCAUUCA